Molecule: messenger RNA, 806 nt
Organism: Leptopilina boulardi
Lineage: Eukaryota; Metazoa; Arthropoda; Insecta; Hymenoptera; Figitidae
Gene: Polr3K
Product: DNA-directed RNA polymerase III subunit RPC10
Exons: 3
Coding region: 333-656 (107 amino acids)
Biological process (GO): DNA-templated transcription; termination of RNA polymerase III transcription
Cellular component (GO): RNA polymerase III complex
Molecular function (GO): DNA-directed RNA polymerase activity; nucleic acid binding; zinc ion binding
Source: RefSeq, a predicted model, not a curated record
UAUGACUUGAAUGUAUCAGUAUUUCAUCAUGUCACAUGCGUUACAAUUCUUCGUAAUUAGUGUAAUUAGUUAAAUAUUAUAAUUAGACAAGUGAAAUAGCAGUUAAAAAGUGGUUGAUCGUUUAAUUCUUUUUUUCGUAAAAGUAAAAUUUGUUAUUUAGAAAAGUAACUAUAGAAAACAGAAAAGUUUGCAAAGUUACAUCAUAACAUAACCUAUAUGUUAAGGCCAAUAUUGUUUUUUGUUGACAAAUUUUCUAAAUAGGUAUACGUAUAAAUGAUUUAAAAAUCAAUUGCAGAUGAGAGUUUUUAUUUUUAAUACUAAUUCUUUGAAACAUGUUACUAUUUUGUCCCAACUGUUCAAAUAGAAUACGUAUUGAAAGUUCGGACCGUCUUCGUUUUGCUUGUAACUCUUGUCCAUAUAUAUUCAACGUUUCAAGAAAAAUAAGCAAUAGAACGUAUCCGAAAUUAAAGGAAGUUGAUGACGUUUUAGGAGGAAGUGCUGCUUGGGAAAACGUUGAUUCUACCGAAGAACGUUGUCCAAAGUGUUUUCAUCCACGUGCAUAUUUUAUGCAAAUACAAACACGUUCUGCUGACGAACCAAUGACUACAUUUUAUAAAUGUUGCAAUCCACAAUGUGGACACAAUUGGCGCGAGUAAAGAAUUUACCGUUGUCAUUGCAAUAUAAUAUUAAAAGAACAAUGAUGAAUCCAGAUUACAUUGGUCCGUUCAAGGACAAUCAGUUGGCGGCCGUAAAACAAUUAAAAACCACAAAUGACAAACAUUGGUUUUGCGGUGGUGAUAGAAGUG